GAAUCGGAWAUCGCCAGGAGACAUAAUUUCUCAAAUCUGAAACGAAAGCAAAAACUUUGCAYAUCGUGCCCACAAAGCCUGCUAACGGAACUUCUCAUCUACACUCCAAACACAUCCAAUACAAAAUAWUAAAUAAAAACAACAAAAUGGCUACUGCUGCUUCUCCCCCCGUUCCCCGCCCUCCAAUUAUCCUCCCAUCUAGAGGAGUUGCCCGCGUCAAAAGUGUUUUGAGUGGUGAUACCGUGGUUCUUCUUGGAAAGGCACCUGGUCCGAACGAAAAGUCUCCCGAAGUCGUCUUUACUCUUGAAAAUAUUAGCGCCCCGAGGUAUGUUUUAUAAAACUUUCGGAGCUUGCAGGAAACUUGAGAAUUUGCACUUCAGAAUUUGCACUUCAGAUCGGUGAUGGAUCGUCACAAAAGGGUUCUUGAURUUUCAUAACUUUUUCCGUUACCUACUUUCUCUCACCUUGCGACUUUUCUGCAUUGAUAAAUCACCACUAAAAAUCUGUUGCUUGAAUCGAAUCAAUCCGAAUUCGAAACGCGUGAUACAGAAUGGCAUCGAAAGGAAAUGCCAAUAAGGACGAACCAGGUGCUUUUCUAGGUCGAGAAUGGUUGCGAGCAUUAGUAGUUGGAAAAAUGGUAGCAUUCGAGACCCGGAAACAGGGUGCAUCCGCUGGUGAUCGCGUCUAUGGUUUGCUGAAUUUCACUCCUCCUGGAGCUGGUCCGGAUCAAACCGUAAGCGUCGCCUUGGAGGCGGUGCGAAACGGUUUUGCUACCCCSAGAAUGACUCCAUCAGAAUCAGAGGAAGAAGCACCUGCGGGAGGCCCCGAAGAGGAAUGGAAAAUGAGUUUGUGGCAAGCAUACGACGAAGCAAAACGAGCACAAGUUGGAAUUCACUCUGUGUUACCAUUGGUUCGAGAAAUUAAGAACGCAGGAGAUGCAUUCGAAUCACAAGCGCUAGUCGACAUGAGCAAAAAAGUUGGUCGUGAUGGAAAAAUCAAAUGCGUGAUUGAGUACAUUUUUGAUGGGAGUCGCUGCCGUGUUCAGGUCACCGAUCCUGCCAUGGGAGACCUGCAAUACGGAAGUUUCACACUUUUGUUGGGAGGUAUUACCAGUCCACGUGUAGGAAACCCACGUGCAGUCCCUCCUACCGAAUCCGAAGAAUUUGCCGAUCAAGCUCGAAACUUUUCUGAACUACGAAUUUUGCAACGCGAGUUGGAUUUAGUAUUGCACGGAACAGAUAAGUCAGGCGCAUGCAUAGUUGGAUCUAUUUUGCAUCCAAAGGGCAACAUCGCGGCUGAGCUUUUGAAGAAUGGGUUAGCUCACAUGUCGGAUUGGUCGCUUCGCAUGAUGCCCCCUGUGGACAUUCCAGAAUUGAGAUUGGCAGAAAGCAUUGCAAAGCAAAAGAAACUGAAAAUAUGGCAAUCUUAUGUAGCCCCUACACUCUCCGGUCCUUCCGAAAUCAGCGGAACUGUCAUCGAAGUUUUGACAGGAGACACCGUAAACAUUUUACCAGAGGGAGAAGUAUAUGACUCCGAAGACAAGCUAGUAAAAGUUUCUCUGGCAUCUAUCCGAGCACCACGAGUUGGAAACGAGCGUGUUGGACGCGCUAGUGARCCAUAUGCUGCUGCAUGCAAGGAUCGACUUCGAGUAAUGACCGUUGGUAAACAAUGUAAGGUUCAAGUACAUUACGAACGCGAAAUUCCUUUCGGGGCAAAUACAGAAUUACGACAAUUCGGUACCUUGUCCACGAAGACCAAACCGGACAUUGGCGAGGCAUUGAUUACGGAAGGUUACGCUACAACUCAAUAUCAUAGAGAUAACGAAGAAACUUCGCCUAGAUAUGAUGAUUUACGUGCCGCAGAAAACGUUUCGAAGGCAAGUAAGCGAGGCAUGCAUUCAGGCAAAGCCGUCAAAACCACAUCCGUCAAUGAUCUUUCCACUCCCCAGAAGGCGAUGGCAUAUUCUGGAUCAUUGAUGCGAGCAGGAAAAAUGAAGGCGGUCGUUGAAUAUUGUUUCAAUGGCUCUCGAUUCAAGAUGUUGAUCCCCUCUGAAAAUUGCUACGUCAUGUUUGCACCGAAUGCGAUCAGAGUUCCACAACCAUCACCUCCAGCUGGMAACGCACGUCAGAUGAGACCAGCCGAACCAUUUGGUGAUGAAUCGAAGCGCCAUGCUCGACUCACAGUUCUUCAGAGAAAUGUUGAGAUCACAUGCACAGAUGUUACAAAAGGUGGCGUUAUUGUUGGUUCGAUGUUUGUCGGAACAGGCGCAAACAAAAAAGAUUACAGUGUGGAAUUAGUCACUCUUGGAUUGGCCACGGUGGAUCAAAGAAAGAUCGAUUACGGCGAAGCCCCAGCAGAACUUGUUGAUGCUCAAACCGCGGCACAAGCGAAGAAGAUUGGAAUCUGGUCGAUUGCUCAACCUGUGAAAGAAGAAGCUCCUAAGCCCGAAGAAAAGGCCGAAAAUGAACUUUUGUCCGUCAGAAUUAGCGAAAUUCGUAGCGGAACCCAUUUCUUCUGCCAUGUCAACAACAACGAAUCCGCAAAAACAAUUGACGAUAGCAUGAAACUUUUCACAACCAACAAUGGAACMGAYGSUGCUCCUUGYGAAGUWAAGGUGAACAGGGUWGUUGCAGCUCUAUUCGAUGAUGGAAGUGGAAAAAGUUGGUACCGAGCAAAGAUUGUGGAAAAACAAGAUUCUGGCACCAAGGCAGUUGUACUCUUUUUGGAUCACGGAAAUAUUGCAACYGUUCCGGUUGCAACGCAUCUCCGUCCUCUUGAUCCAAGCCUCGGGACCGACCAAAUCCCACCAGCUGCAAAAGAAGCCGUUCUUGCAUUGACUCUCUCCCGUCCUAUUUCCGAUGAUUUUGGAUUAGACUGUGCCCGAAUGCUUCAAUCGUUGUGCUGGGGUAAGGAUCUCAAAAUUUCUACCACCGGACGUGAUGAGAACGGCAAGAUGGCUGUGAUAAUCACUACGGAUUCUGGUGAGAGUAUUAACGAACAGCUUGUUGCUGCUGGUUUGGCACGAGCCGCAAAACCKUUUGCUGCGAAGGCAUUGGCUGCAAACAUGGUGGAUGGAUCUGCUGUCAUCAAGCUAGCUAAGGAUCUAAGUGCAGCACAAGAAUCAGCUCGCAAUUCGCGUGUGGGCAUGUGGCGUUAUGGUGACAUCGGAGAUGAAGAUGACGAAGAAGGAUUUUAAGUUCAAUCAUCUUCCARCUCAUUAACUCUAUCCAUUAAGUAAUUGAUAAUCGCACUACUAGGAUUAAAAAUACGAUGAUAUGUUCGACCUUUGGGUUUCAUAAGAAUUGGAAUUAUUUGUUACACUCAAAGCGAGAAAURAUUAUAGGAUUCUGAGCUGAUCACAAUACCGCCAAAGGAGGACUGGGGAGAUCAAGUCACUCACUUCGUGCACGAAGUUACCUUCUACGUUAUAUGAUUGGACGAUUUUUGCUUKGGGACCGAUCACAAUGUCACCUGGACCAUCAAAUUGAUAUCAAUGAAUAAAAAAAGAAAUGACACAAAUUGGAACAAAAUAAGAUUCCAUGCCGUGSCAUCUACAACUUUACGUAUUCAAUCAUACAUCUUUUGAAACGUACCAUCUUCUUUUGCUCCAAAUCCCAAAAAUCCGCCCGAUUUGCUUCGUCCGACGGGGACCUCUCCACUWAGUGUUUUGAAACCAGAAAUCAUCGUGUUCGGCUUACUCCCAUCCKUUGGUAUACCUUUGCUCCAGUCCUCUGUCCGAAGAGUCAUAGCAUCGAUUGAUUCCCCAGAAAUAAUGUGAUACGCUCCGAUUUUCUCUCGGAUCUCAAGAUUUCUCGGAUCAUCGAUCUGAUUCCUCUUCUUUUCGCCCAGGCCUUCAAAGGCAGCCGCAUUCGGAACAAAGACAGUGACGGGCC
Pseudo-nitzschia multistriata is the source of this 3893-nucleotide messenger RNA. The record is from the annotation of a GenBank genome assembly. Lineage: Eukaryota; Bacillariophyta; Bacillariophyceae; Bacillariales; Bacillariaceae.